Molecule: messenger RNA, 779 nt
Organism: Salvia miltiorrhiza (redroot sage)
Lineage: Eukaryota; Viridiplantae; Streptophyta; Magnoliopsida; Lamiales; Lamiaceae
Product: probable inactive ATP-dependent zinc metalloprotease FTSHI 5, chloroplastic
Exons: 4
Coding region: 333-692 (119 amino acids)
Source: RefSeq, a predicted model, not a curated record
UUUCUGAUCAUGUCUGUUUUUUUCUUUGCCCCUGAAUCCAGAUCUCUGUCUUUUUUGGUUUUAAGUCUUUGCCUUAUGAUAGUCCUAUGUCUUUCAGGAACUUCUGUUUUUCACACAUGUAGCUAUUUUGUAUAUUUGAAGAUAUUAUAUUAUUCUGAUCAGGAUAUUUGCUGGAUACAAUAAAGCUAUCAGAAUUUUUGAGGUUCAUCGCCCAGGGAGAGAUUUUGAAAAACACUCGACUGUUUUAGGAAACAAAGAAGGCCAAUCAGACUUUCAGCCCCUUGGUCCCUAGAUGGGUGGGGAAAACCAAAAUUGCGAAGUGAAUAAGCAAGAUGAUAGUAAAACAUCUUGAUCUGACAUUGACAAAAGAGGAUUUGCAGGAUGUUGUUGACCUAAUGGAACCAUAUGGUCAAAUAAACAAUGGAAUAGAACUGCUAAGUCCACCUCUUGAUUGGACUAGGGAGACAAAAUUUCCCCAUACAGUCUGGGCUGUUGGCCGUGGUCUCAUAGCUCUUCUGUUACCAAACUUUGAUGUUGUUGAUAACCUUUGGCUUGAACCUUCUUCUUGGGAGGGAUGUUACUUUCAGAAAGGGAGGAAGAUCAAGAUGGAGAUGAGCGCGAAGGAAGCCUUUGAGAGGUCGAUGAGGACUUUGUCGGAGUGGAUAAGCCAGGAAGUGAAUCGAAAUAUGUAAUGAUCUUAGAUACUUGAUACUUGGUUCAUUCGGAUGAUAAUGUACGAAUAUUUUGGAUAAUAUAUAAUAUUGUUAUUGUUGAUUUUA